UAGAAAAAGGAAGCUGAAUAGAGUACACAAGCUUUCUUUCUCUUUGCCUGCCUGCCUGCCUCUAGCAGACUGACUCUCUUUAGGCAGGGUGCCACUGCGUUCAGGGCGCGCACUGUAUGAAAGGUUGGAAAAGAUCUACGCACUACCACGGAAAGAAAGAGCCGUAGGCAAAGAGGCUUUCUUUCCCCACACCCCACCUUUUUUCUCCUCCUUUGCUACUGCUAGCUUGAAGGCUUUCUUUGCCCAAUGUAAUGCACUCGCUCACCCAGGAAAUCAAAUCCUUCUCCAGGACUAAUCUGAAGAAACAAUGCACCAGAGUGACUACUCUGAGUGGGAAAAGAAUCAUCGAGACCUGGAAGGAUGCUCGGAUGCACGUGGUGGAAGUAGCGGAUGGUAACGAUGGGGAUGGCUGUGGCUAUGUGCAAGACCUGAGUCUGGAUCUUCAAGUUGGUGUGGUGAAGCCCUGGCUGUUGCUUGGGUCACAAGAUGCUGCCCAUGACCUGGAGACAAUGCAAAAAUACAGGGUUACUCACGUUCUCAACGUAGCCUAUGGAGUCGCAAAUGCCUUCCCCAGUGACUACAUAUAUAAGACCAUUCCUAUUCUUGACCUGCCAGAGACUGACAUUGCCUCCUAUUUCCCUGAAUGUUUUGAAUUCAUUGAGCAAGUCAAAUUAAAGGAUGGUGUGGUACUAGUUCACUGUAAUGCAGGAGUCUCUCGCGCAGCAGCUAUCGUCAUUGGCUUCCUAAUGCACUCAGAAGGACUCAAUUUUUCCAGGGCUUUUUCUUUGGUGAAAAAUGCAAGACCUGCUAUCUGUCCAAAUCUUGGCUUCAUGGAGCAACUCCACAAAUAUCAUCAGUGCAAUAAUAAAAGCAUGGAAACCUAAAACAAUAUAUAAUUAUGAAAGAGGGAAAAAAUAGCUUUCGUGCUUGCACUGUACUGAGAGAAGUUGUUGAUUUUUUUUUUUACUGCGUUGUAAUGAGAUGCCCUGAAUUACACCUCUAAAACUGUUGUUAUAAAGUUAGCUUCACUCUA
This is a messenger RNA of Lacerta agilis (Sand lizard), 1033 nucleotides long. It is a transcript of the gene DUSP19, whose product is annotated as dual specificity phosphatase 19. The record is from RefSeq and is a predicted model, not a curated record. The transcript is spliced from 4 exons. Gene Ontology annotation, biological process: protein dephosphorylation; regulation of MAP kinase activity. The coding region runs from base 252 to 884 and encodes 210 amino acids. Gene Ontology annotation, molecular function: JUN kinase phosphatase activity. Lineage: Eukaryota; Metazoa; Chordata; Lepidosauria; Squamata; Lacertidae. Gene Ontology annotation, cellular component: cytoplasm.